Messenger RNA from Drosophila albomicans, 918 nucleotides. RefSeq names its product cytochrome c oxidase assembly protein COX11, mitochondrial (gene Cox11). The coding region runs from base 118 to 885 and encodes 255 amino acids. Gene Ontology annotation, cellular component: mitochondrial inner membrane. Lineage: Eukaryota; Metazoa; Arthropoda; Insecta; Diptera; Drosophilidae. Gene Ontology annotation, molecular function: copper ion binding. The record is from RefSeq and is a predicted model, not a curated record. The transcript has a single exon.
AAGCGCAUAUGUGGACACACUGGCCCCAAACAGCUGCUAAAGUUAUACAAACAGUUGUGUGUUUAACUAAAACAACCAUAAAUUUAACUACAAAAUUGCAUAAAACUGUAGCUAUCAAUGCUGCGCACAUUUGGCUCACUACGCGUGCAGUGUCAACAACUUCUGCGAAGCACGAAAUAUGGUUGUCCUGUCAAACCACAACAGCAGCGACUAGAGCUGCAACCAUGCCGCUUAAAAGCAACGCAAGGCGCUGGAAGAGGACGAGGAGGCAGCGAUGCUGAAGCAGCACGUAAAUUGCGAACAAAGUCAACGCUUUACUAUAUAACAGCUGGCGGAGUGCUAAUUGUGGGUCUCAGCUACGCUGCGGUGCCUUUGUAUAGCAUCUUCUGCCAGGCUUACAGCUAUGGAGGCACUACGUCGCAAGGUCACGAUGCCGAGAAAGUGGAGCACAUGCAAAAGGUGACGAAUCGUGUGCUUAAAAUACGCUUUAAUGCCGACAUUGGCUCUUCGAUGCGUUGGAACUUUAAGCCACAACAGUAUGAGAUUAAAGUGGCGCCAGGCGAGACAGCUCUGGCCUUUUACACGGCCCGGAAUCCAACUGAUAAACCUGUCAUAGGCAUUAGCACAUAUAAUGUGAUACCAUUUGAGGCUGGCGCGUAUUUCAACAAAAUCCAAUGUUUCUGCUUCGAGGAGCAAAUGCUGAAUCCGCACGAGGAAGUUGAUAUGCCUGUUUUCUUCUACAUUGAUCCCGAAAUAACGCAGGAUCCGGCGCUAGAGUUUUGUGACACUAUCACACUGUCCUACACGUUCUUUGAGGCCAAGGAGGGCUUGCAGCUAAAUUUCCCAAGCUAUGUUAAACCGCAUACUGCCAAGCAAGCGGCAUAAACUGCGCUUGUUUGUAAAUAAUAUUUUUAAAUA